AUGGGCGUCGGCAAGUUCAUUCACCACAUCGGCACGUUUCUGCUCUUCGUGUCGUUUGUGCUUCUCAUCGUCGUCGACAUCACAGCCCCUGUCAUCAACAACCUCUCGAUAAUGAAGGUCGACCUCGGGAGAAACCGUGCUGGGGCUGACCAGGUCACAUUUGGCACCUUUGGUUACUGCCUUCGAGGCAUAGACGAUUCCGAUGAAUGCACCCACUCCAGGAUUGGCUAUGACCCUGCCAAUCUGAUGAACCGCCUUGACGGCACCGACUUUGGCGAUGCCUCUGCCACCACCGCCAAGGGUCUCACGCGAGUUAUGGUUCUGCACCCUGUCGCAACGGGCUUGUGCUUCAUCGCCUGCCUUCUCUGCAUCUUCACCGGCACCGUCGGCUCCUUCUUGGCCUCCCUCGUGUCGCUGAUUACGUUUGUCGUCACCUUGGUAGCCAUGGUCUGUGACUUUGUCACCUUCAGCAUCAUCAAGCACGACGUCAACCAAAACGGCGUCAGUACGGCCAGCUGGGGUUCCGGUAUCUGGCUCAUUCUCGCCUCCGCCAUCUUCACCCUCCUUGGUGCCGCCGUCGUUUUUGUCACCUGCUGCUGUGCUCGCAAGAAGAAGAGCUCGGAGCGCCAGAAGGAGAACUGGAAUGAGACUACUACUGCCCCUGCCAGCGGCCGCAAGCGUCGCUUCUGGUAA
Molecule: messenger RNA, 693 nt
Organism: Metarhizium robertsii ARSEF 23
Lineage: Eukaryota; Fungi; Ascomycota; Sordariomycetes; Hypocreales; Clavicipitaceae
Product: pali-domain-containing protein
Exons: 2
Coding region: 1-693 (230 amino acids)
Cellular component (GO): growing cell tip; plasma membrane; cell division site
Source: RefSeq, a predicted model, not a curated record